AUAUCUAAGAGCAUCCCCAUCCGGUUCUGCAUUUCUUCCCCAUCCCCAUAAUUUAGGGAUUAUUUUAGGGUUUUGGAGAAAAAUCAUUUCCAUCCUAAUCCUCAUUUUGCGGUUUGUUUAUAUGGUCUCUACAGUCGUUCCCCAUAUAUGGGGAACGACUGUACAUCCACAUCUCCACUUGGUUGUUCUUCGUCCCGCAAAAACCCUCUCCAUCAGUGUGCCCCUCCCUCGCAACACCAACGAACGCAGUACACACCUCCAUCGGCAUUCCUAAAUGGAUUCACAAGACCCUGGACAUAUGUAUUUUACCAACCUUCUGAGUGAAGAUCCUCAACUAGACCCCACAUAUGGUGGGCAAAGUGGAAACUCUCCUAUGACUGUUGAUGACUCUCCACCCCUACCCCAUAACUAUCUUAUCGGCAUUAGGAAAUCAGUCAGGGGUGCGAACUUUACUCCCGAGGAAGACAAGUUACUUGUCUCUGCAUGGCUUAAUUGUAGCCUUGAUGCCGUUGAGGGAACAUACCAAAAACACUCUCAACUUUGGAAAAAAAUUUAUGAAUACUUCCAGCAAUUUAAAGAAACUACAAAUGACCGGACCAUCAAGUCUUUAAUACAUCGGUGGUCGGUUAUUCAAAAGGCCAUAAACAAAUUUUGUGCGAAACUAGCGCAAGUUGAAGGGUUGAAUCAAAGUGGCAUGACCGAGCAAGACAAGUUUGACAAGGCGAAGGUUAUGUACACAUCGUUAGAAAAAUCCUCCUUCCAGUUCGAGCAUUGUUGGCACCCGUUAAAGGACCAACCUAAAUGGAUUUGGCGUUCCACAAAUCCAGAUCCAAAGCGAAGGAAGACGAUAUCCCCGUCCCCGACCCCGACUAGAUGUUCAGGCGCUACGGUGGACUCAGUUUUUGAGCUAGAGGCGGGUAAUGUGGUAGAUAACGAAGUGGUCGAAUUGGACCGACCAAUGGGAAGGAAAGCUGUGAAAGGAAAACGAAAGGCCCAAGUCUCGUCAGCACAGGAGAUUGUUAGGAUCAACAAGCUGAAGUAUACGCUUUCGGAGAAGUCACGUGCUCAGGAGAAAUAGUAUUUUCGUGUCAAGGCUGAAAAAAUGAAGUAUGACAAGGAGAAAGAGCUAAAUUUCAUCCGUCUCGAGGAUGAAAGACUGAGGUUGGAGGCCGAGAAGAUGAAAAAUGAGAAGGAAAAAGAGUUAAAUAAAAUCCGUCAAGAGGACGAAAGACUGAGGUUGGAGGUGGAGAAAGUAGAGCUCGCUAAGAAGGAUGCGGAUCAGCGCAUUAUGAUGAUGGACGUGAGUGCCAUGCCAGGAAUGCAACGGUUAUAUUUCGAGCAACUGCAGAGGGACAUCAUGGCGAGACGCAAUGAUGCAGGACAUUUGGAUUGAUUUUUUUAUGUAAAAAAGUUUAUUUAUUUCAUCAUUUUUUGUUUCAGACAAUGAUGGAUGACAAUAUUA
This is a messenger RNA of Juglans microcarpa x Juglans regia, 1462 nucleotides long. Its product is annotated as glutathione S-transferase T3-like. The transcript has 3 exons. Bases 275 to 1078 code for a protein of 267 amino acids. NCBI's taxonomy places the organism in Eukaryota, Viridiplantae, Streptophyta, Magnoliopsida, Fagales, Juglandaceae. The record is from RefSeq and is a predicted model, not a curated record.